This is a messenger RNA of Morus notabilis, 1992 nucleotides long. Its product is annotated as protein SHI RELATED SEQUENCE 5. Bases 690 to 1775 code for a protein of 361 amino acids. Lineage: Eukaryota; Viridiplantae; Streptophyta; Magnoliopsida; Rosales; Moraceae. Gene Ontology annotation, biological process: positive regulation of DNA-templated transcription. The record is from RefSeq and is a predicted model, not a curated record. Gene Ontology annotation, cellular component: nucleus. The transcript has 2 exons. Gene Ontology annotation, molecular function: DNA-binding transcription factor activity; DNA binding.
CUCUCCUCCACAUACGAAGACAGCAAAAACCCAGUUGCACAUAUGAUAGCGAGAGAGAGAGAGAGAGUAGAACGUCAAGAGAGAGAGUAGAAAGAGAGAGAGAGAGAAUAGGCGUGGUUAUCUUAAAUGAGGGUCGUGUAGCAGAGAGAGAGAGUGCAGUUACCAUGGCGGCGUUGCAGGACUCUAAUUCCGUGCCAUUAUUGCUUCGAACAACGAAAGAGAAUUGAAAACCCAAAAAAGAAAAAAAAAAAACUUAUUUCUCUUUCACCAGUUUUUCUCUCUCGUUUUUUUUUAAAAAAAACCUAAAAAUAAUUUUGAAAUUUGUUCUCGAAAGCUGCAAAGCUCCAACAACAAGAUCGAUAGAGUCAGAAGAGCCCAGAAUCAGAAUCCCAAAAUCAGGUCAAAACCAAACCAAACCAAACACUAAAACACCCCUCACCUCCACAACAGUAAUAGUAACAGUAAUAAAUAGUAAUAAUCUCUCCUCUUCUUAAUUAUAUCCCCCCACUUAUUCCUUGCGCUCUCUACAGUCCUAAUUAACUCGCGAAAAUCCGGAGAUCUCGAAUCGCUCUGUCUUUUUUUUUUCCUAAUUGUUUUUUGUUUUAUUUGUUGUUAAAAUUGAUAGUAUUACUCAGCUCAUGAUCUGAUAUGGAUUUUGAGUCUGACCCAAAAUCUGGGUGCAAGAAAUUAUGGCUGGCUUCUUUUGCCUAGGCGGAAGAGAUCACCGUCAUCAUCAUCAAACGACAACACCAAGCAAACAAGAGGAAGAAGAUCAAAGAGAUCAACAACAAAACCUUUUUCUCUACAGAUCAAACGACGAAGAGAUCCCCAACAAUGGUUUCGAGAUAUGGCCACAAUACCAUCAGCAGCAGCAGCAGCAACAACAAGGUUUGAGCAACUACAUAUCGUUUGGAUUAACGGGCAGUAGCAGUACCAGCACUCCUCCUAGUGCCUCUCACAGCCGCAGAAACAGCUUCAACAUAAACGACGUCGUCGUGUCGUCUGAUGAUUUUCGGCCGCGGUUGGGAUUCACGGUGAACAUGAUGAGGCAAGGAGGGUUAGGGUCGGGAGGUAUGAACUGCCAGGAUUGUGGGAACCAAGCGAAGAAAGAUUGCCCGCACUUGAGGUGCCGAACUUGCUGCAAAAGCCGAGGGUUUCAGUGCCAAACCCACGUCAAGAGCACUUGGGUUCCUGCUGCCAAACGCCGCGAGAGGCAACAACAACUAGCGUCUUUACAAGCACUCCAAAAUCAACAACAAGAACAAACAAACCAACAGUUUCGUGUGGACAAUUCCAAAAGGCAGAGAGAGAAUCACCGAGGAUCUGCCUCUCUCGCUUGCACCACUACCCGCUUGCCGACCAAUACGUCAGGGUUGGAGCUGGGAGGAGCAUUCCCUGCUGAGGUGAAUUCGUCAGCGGUUUUUCGCUGCGUGAGAGUAAGCGCAAUGGACGACGCGGAUGAGCAUUACGCGUAUCAGACGGCUGUGAACAUAGGAGGGCACGUUUUCAGGGGUAUUCUUUACGACCAAGGGCUAGAUGGUCAUUUCACUAGCGCCGGUACAGGCGAGGGCUCUUCGGCACGCUGCGAAGACGACGGAACGCAACAGCUUAAUCUCAUAUGUGCAGCCACAAACACCACCACUGCCGCAACGACUACCGCCGGUACUAAUAAUCCAUCUUCAUCUAUGUCGUUGCUUGACCGUUCACUAGUUUACCCAACUCCAAUCAAUGCUUUUAUGGCCGGUACGCAAUUCUUCCCACCCCCAAGGUCUUGACGGGAGAAAAAAAAAAAGUCUCUCCUAGCUCGAGCCUUAUAACUUCUUCCACUUUUAUUUUUACUUUUGUUUCCUCUUUUAACGAAAUGUUGAUCAAUUGUCGGCUAUUAGUCUAGCAUAUUUGGUUCUAGUUCUGGUUUUUAAGUACUCCUUAACAUGCACUGAAGUAGAAGCGAAGGCCUAGGGGAAGUCAUAGUAGAAGUACUAUUAGAGAAAU